Messenger RNA from Rosa chinensis, 2032 nucleotides. RefSeq lists its product as uncharacterized. Bases 465 to 1745 code for a protein of 426 amino acids. The transcript has 2 exons. The record is from RefSeq and is a predicted model, not a curated record. Lineage: Eukaryota; Viridiplantae; Streptophyta; Magnoliopsida; Rosales; Rosaceae.
CCUGUAUUUUGGUGGCAAUGGGGCUGUUGAGACAUUUUGUUCCAAGAGAGAGUUAGAGUUGCCUUGUGACUUUGGAAAGCAUCUUAGUGAGCGAGAAAAGGUGGAAGAUGGAGGGCCUCCAAUUAGCUUAGUGGAGCAAGUUUAGAAAUUGAAGUGGAAGCUGUAAUGUCAAGCAAAGCAACCCCCCCCUCCUCUUCAGAAAUCACCAUCAUUCCACCCACCCCCUUACGAAAAAAAGGGCAUGAGGAAAAGGUUGUUAAAAAAACAACCAUAAUAUUCACAUCAACAUCAUCAUCAUCAUAUUUUUCUUCCUUUGUUUGGCUUUCUUCUUUUCACUCCCACCACCUACUCCCAAACCCACCACAGAGCAAAGCAAGCUCCACAAUUCCACUAAGAAAUAUUCUUGCUACCAUACCAAGCAGAAAUUAGUAUUAUUAUAUAUUACCAGGCCAGGAAGCUAUUCAAUGGAAUCAUUCAGUCAAACAACUGGAUUCCGGUACAACCUGAAUCCAAACACAACAGGCGGCGAUGAUGCCGAGUUUUCAGGGAUUCUUGACAUCUAUGCUCAUCAUGCUAGGAACCUUCACAACAUAUGCAUCUAUGAAAACCAAGAUGUCUACGCAAAAUUCUCUCUUACUUACAAUCCAGAUGAGACCCUCUCAACUAGGAUCAUCAAUGGAGGUGGCAAGAAUCCAGAAUUCAAUGAAAACUUGAGGAUGAAAAUCACUCAAAUUGAUGCUGUUCUCAAAUGUGAGAUUUGGAUGCUUAGCAGGGCCAGAAACUAUAUGGAAGACCAGCUCUUGGGAUUUACUUUGGUCCCAAUUUCGCAAGUGAUUGGGAAAGGAAAGCUGACUCGAGAUUACAGUCUUUCUUCCACUGACCUCUUCCAUUCCCCAGCUGGAACCGUCCAAUUGACUCUCUCUCUCAUCCCAUCUUUGCCUAUCAAAUUGUCUGCUAACUCAUCCAUAACUUCAGAAGUAGUAUUGCUUGGUCGAAAGAAUUCAGAAGAAGUAAUGUUAGACCCAGUUGAGUAUUCGAGGAUCGAAUUCCCUGAUAUCAAUGCAGUGAGUCAGAAUCAGCAAAUGGUGACUCAGUACUUUGACUUGGCAAAGCACAAGCAUGGUUCUCAAGGACUAGCUGCAUCAUUUCUUCGUCUUGGUGCAUCUCCUGAUCAGGACUAUGAAAUGAUUGUGAGCUCAUCGCCGCCUAAUGAGAGCAUCCACAACUCUGGCUUCUUAAGUUCCACCACAACAAGCUUGAGUGAUGACCGGAACAACAAUUCUGCUGAUUCAGUCGAGCAAAAGAGUCGUGUGGCUUCUGUCACCAGUGGAGUAGCUCAUCAAAAUUUUGCUGCUUGUCCAGACACUCCAACCUCAAGAAAGGGAAUAGAAGCCUCUUCCGGAGAUGAAAAGUCGAGUUUCUUGGGCAAGGAAGAUGAAGAGGAAGAGGAGAUGAAGAAGGAUCAAAAAGUUGGUUCAGGUCAAUUUGGUCAGGUGUAUUCUGCUCCACAUGGGAAUAUGAACUCAGAGGCUGAGCAAUCUGCAAUGCAGCAACAAAUAGUCGACAUGUACAUGAGAAGUAUGCAACAGUUUACUGAGUCUCUGGCAAACAUGAAGCUCCCGAUGGAUCUUGAUAAACCUGAAUGUGAAGACCGUGGUGAAGUGAUUCCGAACAACAACAACUUAGAACUUGAUAAAAAGAAGGAUGGAUCAAGAGUCUUCUAUGGUAGCAGGGCCUUCUUCUGAGUCUGAGUAGUAGCUAAUUGAUUCUGUAAUGCUCUUGAGGGUACAAAUUAGUUUAUUUAGAAACAAGAAUGAGGUUUAAUUAUUGUUAACAUUCUUACUUUCACAGGCUGCAUUGAAUUUCUUAGAAAUUUGUAUAACUGUUAUCCCUUGUUUAUGUGAAUAGCUGCUUCAUAUCCAGGUUUCGUUGUUGCUUUAACUACAACGACCAAUUGUUAAUGUCUGCUAAAUCUGCCUAAUAGUGUGUUAAUGUAAUUUACAUUUGUGUUCUGGAGAGAUUUUGUUGGUUA